This is a messenger RNA of Oxyura jamaicensis (ruddy duck), 2677 nucleotides long. It is a transcript of the gene XYLB, whose product is annotated as xylulokinase. The coding region runs from base 110 to 1444 and encodes 444 amino acids. Gene Ontology annotation, molecular function: D-xylulokinase activity. Gene Ontology annotation, biological process: xylulose metabolic process; D-xylose metabolic process. The record is from RefSeq and is a predicted model, not a curated record. The transcript has 17 exons. Gene Ontology annotation, cellular component: cytosol. NCBI's taxonomy places the organism in Eukaryota, Metazoa, Chordata, Aves, Anseriformes, Anatidae.
CUCCUUUCCGGGGGAAGGGCCCCGAGAAGCCGGGGGAGGGCUCCGGGAAGCCGGGGGAAGGGCCCUGAGCCGUCGGCCCUGUGAGGGCUUCCCCGCCGCCGGCCGCGACAUGGCCGCCCCCUGCUUUCUGGGCUGGGAUUUCAGCACGCAGCAGCUGAAAGUCAUUGCCAUUGAUGAACAUCUGAGAGUCAUUUAUGAGGAUAAUGUUCAUUUUGAUAAAGACCUUCCAGAAUUUAAACUUUGGAUGUGGCUGUUUCUUUCUGGGACACAGAAGACUCAAGGUGGAGCCUAUGUUCACAGUGACAGGCUGACAGUCACUUCUCCUGUGCUAAUGUGGGUCAAGGCUCUGGAUAUGAUUUUAGAAAAGAUGAAAUCUUCGGGCUUUAACUUCUCUCAAGUCAGAGCUUUGUCUGGUGCUGGCCAGCAACAUGGGAGUGUGUAUUGGAAGAAAGGAAGCAUCCAGACUUUAAAGAAUGCAUCACCCGAACUGCCUUUACAUCAGUUACUAAAGGCUUGUUUUGCUGUCAGUAACAGCCCCAUCUGGAUGGAUUCGAGCACAACUUCCCAGUGCAGCAAUCUGGAGAAGGCUGUGGGAGGAGCACAGCGCCUAGCGGCUAUCACUGGAUCUCGAGCCUAUGAGCGUUUUACAGGAAACCAGAUAGCAAAGAUUUACAGCCAGAAUCCUGAGGUCUACGCGCAAACUGAGAGAAUCUCUUUGGUUAGUAGUUUCGCAGCUUCCCUUUUCCUCGGAGCUUAUGCACCCAUCGAUUACAGUGAUGGUUCUGGUAUGAAUCUGCUGCAGAUCUGGGAAAAGGUAUGGUCAGCAUCUUGCCUUGAUGCUUGUGCACCAGGAUUAGAAGAGAAAUUGGGAAGCCCUGUGCCAUCCCAUUCAGUCCUGGGGUCCAUUUCUCCAUAUUAUAUUCAGCGUUAUGGGUUUAGCCCAGACUGUAAAGUAGUAGCCUUUACAGGAGACAACCCAGCAUCACUGGCAGGGAUGAGACUUCAAGAAGGAGAUAUUGCAAUUAGCCUUGGCACAAGUGACACAUUGUUUCUGUGGAUCCAGGAACCGACUCCUGCCUUAGAAGGGCAUAUCCUCUGCAAUCCUGUUGAUUCGCAAACAUUUAUGGCACUUCUAUGUUUUAAGAAUGGCUCUCUGAUGAGAGAGAGGAUCAGAGAUGGCUGUGCUUCAGGCUCCUGGGAUGAAUUCUCCAAAGCCUUAUCAUCAACUGUUGCUGGAAACAAUGGAAACUUGGGUUUCUACUUUGAUGUGAUGGAAAUUACUCCUGAAGCAGUUGGGAUUCACAGAUUCAACAGUGACAACCAAAAGGUUUCAGACUUUCCAAAGGAGGUGGAAAUACGAGCCUUGAUUGAAGGGCAGUUCAUGGCCAAGAGGAUUCAUGCUGAAAAGCUGGGAUAUAAAGUCAGGACACUGAAGUCAGCUUGAAGGCACAAGUCAGCCCUACCUGGCCUAUCAGUUACUAUGCCAGUGAAAGAAGAUGCAGUAUCUACUGACAGAACCCCAAAACUUUUGGAAAGUUGUGUAGCAGCAGCCCUGAGGCAGAGAGCUGGCACGGAGGUGGAAGUACCAGAAGCAGCUGAGCUAAGAUUUGUUCGCAGUUUUCACAGUGGUGGUCACUGCCUGACUUUACCACCAGUGGCUUAUGCACCAUCUUUUCCAGAUGGGGAUAUCCUAGCAUUUUACAAAGCCCCUUUCCAGAGGCAGGGGUAGUAAGCAUGCCUCAUUCAUUUGGUUUGUUUAGUCACUGAGAAGUGUAGCAAACAUUUAUUUCUAAUUCUGUCUUGCUGGCUGUCUUUGAAGUGUGGUUUCCUGCUGGAUAUGGUACUUUGGCAAGAAUUUAUAUUCACAACAAGGUUUUAGCAAGACAGAAUUUCAACUACUAGGCAAAUCAUUCAGAGUUCAGCUUGGUCUCUAGGAACAGAGGCUUACCAGUUAUUUUUCACCGGUUUCUGUGCUAUUAUGUUGUUGUGAUAAUCUUGGCAGGGAUCUGUCACUAUGUGUUGGUAUAAUUGAAACUUGUUUUCCCCGAGGAAUCGCUCUGCUGUUUGUUUUAUUUGUUUACUGACAUUGACAGAGAUCCUAAUGGCUUUUAAAACCCAAUUUGUGCAUCUCCGAAUAUCCUCCAAAGAGGAAAAUAAAAUUAAAUUUAUCAGCAAAAUAGGGUCCUCCAUGCUUUAGCUGGGUCUUAGACUCCUCCUGAGAAUGUAGUAGUGGGUCAAGAAAUGGCAUGAGGAACCUUUGUGAGCUCCAUCUUCUUUGUUUCUGGUUUUGUCUUCAGAGACCUUGUCAUUAAGGUACUUGAAAAGAUAAAUGACAACAAGUCGUUUAGAGCCUCAGUAAAAGUUGACCAAAUUUUCUUUCUAUGAAAUAAAUUAUCUCUAGCUUGUAUUAAAAAUGAGGUUAAAAUAACAUAAUAAUAUCACACUAAAAUUCCCCUUUCAGGAGGAUGGUGUUAUUAUUGUCAUAGACGAGGAUAAUUAAGCAUGUCUUUUUUAAAAUAUAAAAUAUUGAAGUAUUUACGCAUUUAUUUAGUGUUAAGCCUUUAAAGAAUUUCAGUGAAAUAUUUGGACUACUGAUGCUUACAACACCUUGCUGAAUUGUGGAUGUGAACGGACGUAUGGCUUGUUGCAUGUUGUGCUCCAGAGGAGCAUGCACACA